This is a messenger RNA of Candida dubliniensis CD36, 804 nucleotides long. It is a transcript of the gene TIM21, whose product is annotated as Tim21p. The transcript has a single exon. Gene Ontology annotation, cellular component: TIM23 mitochondrial import inner membrane translocase complex. The coding region runs from base 1 to 804 and encodes 267 amino acids. The record is from RefSeq and is a predicted model, not a curated record. NCBI's taxonomy places the organism in Eukaryota, Fungi, Ascomycota, Pichiomycetes, Serinales, Debaryomycetaceae. Gene Ontology annotation, biological process: protein import into mitochondrial matrix.
AUGAUUCAACGAGCCACAGGUAUUGGAUUAAGAAUGCUAAGAUCAAAUAUUGGUUCUGGUUUUGGUUCUGGUUUUGGUUCAAUUAGAUCAAUUAUACUUCCAAUAUUAUCCAUUAAACCAACAUACAUCAAUUCCCAACUUAAUUCUUCUAAACUAUUAUUAAUAAACUUUCAUCAUCAUCAUCAUAAUUAUUCUACCAAGACAGCACCACCACCUCCACCUCCUCCACCACCAACAGGAGAUAAAAAUGCUAAAGGGAAGAAAAUUCUUAAUAGAAUAAGUAGAGCAUUUACAUUUUCUUUAUCUACUUUAUUAGUUAUUGGAGCUGGAGGAAUUUCCAUAUUAGUUGUAUCAUUAAUAUUAUCAGAAUUAUUUUUACCAACUGGAGAUACUAGAACAUUUAAUAAAGCAGUUAAAUUAAUUGAAAAAAAUCAACAAGCUCAAAAAAUUCUUGAAUUUUCAUCUGGUGAAAGAUUAAAAGCUUAUGGAAUUAAUUCAUCAUCAUCAUCAGAAAAAUGGAUUCGUAAUCGAUCAAUUCAAAGUAUUAAAUUUAAAAAAAAAAUCGAUAAUAAAGAUCAUUUAUUAAUGAAAUUUCAAGUUGAAUCAAAUAAUGGGAAAUAUGGAAUUGUUUCAUUAGAACAAAUUGAUAAUUCAAUGUGGAAUACUGAAUUUGAAUAUAUUUCAUUAGAUGUACCUGGUUAUAAACGAAUUUAUAUUAUUGAACCACCAAAAAAUCAAUUGAUUCCAAAAAUUGGUGGAGGUUCAGGAUUUUUAGGACUUAAUUGGGGUCCUAAAAAAGAUUAA